CCGGGCCCGGCAGAUGCCGCGCGCCGCCGGCUGCGGGUGCUGAGCUCAGGACACGCGCAGCCACGCGCCCGAGCCGCCGCCGCACACCGCGGGCCCUGCGUGCCAGGACGUCGGAGGUGGCCGCGAGACAUGCCGCCGGCCCAGAAGCUGCUCAGCCUGCUGCUCCUCACCCUGAUGGGCACCGAACUCACCCAAGUGUUGCCCACCAACCCUGAGGAGAGCUGGCAGGUGUACAGCUCUGCCCAGGACAGCGAGGGCAGGUGCAUCUGCACAGUGGUCGCCCCCCAGCAGACCAUGUGUUCCAGGGACGCCCGCACAAAACAGCUGAGGCAGCUGCUGGAGAAGGUGCAGAACAUGUCCCAGUCCAUAGAGGUUCUGGACAGGCGGACCCAGAGGGACCUGCAGUAUGUGGAGAAGAUGGAGAACCAGAUGAAAGGGCUGGAGUCCAAGUUCAAACAAGUGGAGGAGAGCCAUAAGCAGCACCUGGCCAGGCAGUUCAAGGCGAUAAAAGCGAAAAUGGAUGAACUUAGGCCUUUGAUACCCGUGUUGGAAGAGUACAAGGCCGAUGCCAAAUUGGUAUUGCAGUUUAAAGAGGAGGCCCGGAAUCUGACGUCAGUGCUUAACGAGCUGCAGGAGGAGCUUGGCGUCUAUGACUACGAUGAGCUGCAGAGCAGAGUGGCCAGUCUUGAGGAGAGGCUCCGUGCAUGCAUGCAAAAACUAGCCUGCGGCAAGCUGACGGGCAUCAGUGACCCCGUGACCGUCAAGACCUCCGGCUCUCGGUUUGGGUCGUGGAUGACGGACCCUCUGGCCCCUGAAGGCGACAACAGGGUCUGGUACAUGGACGGCUACCACAACAACCGCUUCGUGCGCGAGUACCGCUCCAUGGCGGACUUCAUGAACACGGACAAUUUCACGUCGCACCGCCUGCCGCACCCGUGGUCGGGCACGGGCCAGGUGGUCUACAACGGCUCCAUCUACUUCAACAAGUUCCAGAGCCACAUCGUCAUCCGGUUCGACCUGAAGACCGAGAGCAUCCUGAAGACGCGCAGCCUGGACUACGCCGGCUACAACAACAUGUACCACUACGCCUGGGGCGGCCACUCGGACAUCGACCUCAUGGUGGACGAGAACGGGCUGUGGGCCGUCUACGCCACCAACCAGAACGCGGGCAACAUCGUCAUCAGCAAGCUGGACCCGGUCUCCCUGCAGGUGCUGCAGACCUGGAACACCAGCUACCCCAAGCGCAGCGCCGGGGAAGCCUUCGUCAUCUGCGGGACCCUGUACGUCACCAACGGCUACUCGGGGGGCACCAAGGUGCACUACGCCUACCAGACCAACGCUUCCACCUACGAGUACAUCGACAUCCCCUUCCAGAACAAGUACUCCCACAUCUCCAUGCUGGACUACAAUCCCAAGGACCGGGCCCUCUACGCCUGGAACAACGGCCACCAGAUCCUCUACAACGUCACCCUCUUCCACGUCAUCCGCUCCGACGAGCUGUAGCCCCCACGACCCCCGCCCGCCCGGAGCCCGGGGCUCCGAGCCCUCGCCCCCCAGGGCACAGCUGCCAAAACACCAAGGCUGAUCUCGCAGACCGUCAGCCGUGUGGACUGGGCCGUGCACCGAGUGGCGGCACGCACCUCUGUGCUCCCCCUCCCACCCCCCAAUUCAAGCCGGCCGCAGACUUGGGAAGGAACCCCUGUGUUUGCAGCUGGAACUGCAGUCCAGGCUUUGCCGGCCGUGCCCCGCCCCGCCCCUGCCCCCUCCCUCCAUCACAUACUCAAGAAGCCAGGCUCUGACUGUUGCCCGGUCCCCACGGAGGACUGCCCACUGUUAGGAUCGCAUGGACCUUGUGCCGAGGGGUGGGUCAGCCCGCCAAGUAAGAUGGCCCGGUUAUCCACGGGGGGCUGGGGGCAGAGCCUGAGGGGCUGCCCGGGUCCGUGUAGGCUAGUGUGACUCACCCCCCAUCGCCUCCCUUGUCUCUUGGCGUGUUGUUGUCUCUUAGAUGAGCUGUGUGGAGGGCCCUGGUAGCUCCGGGCCGUGUCACCCUAGCGCUCAGCGGGCGGGUGGUCGGGGUGCGCGGACCAAGUCCUAGUGCCUGCGUCGUUUGAACUUGCGUAGCCGUAGACGUGUUGUGCAGUGUCGUUGUUGUCCCCUCCAGGUGGUGACUCUGUGUUCAGUUUAUGCAAUGACCGUCGUACAUGCAAUGCCGUAGUUCCGGUCCAUAAAAGGGGGUGGUUUUGUUCCUUAAGAAAAAAAAUAAUAAAGAAGUCAGUGUCGGGUCUGACGGAGACUGACUGACUCCGGUCCGUGUGGCUCAGCCCUGAGCGAGUGUGCCCAUCGUGGCUCUGAAGGGCAUCUCUUGGGAGACCUGGGUUUCCGCUGGGGAGCGGGUGUUCGUGAGGUGCCACAGCGGGAGGACGGGACUCUUUUUAAGUAAAAAACAAAACAAAACUGCAACGGAAGGAGGCUUUGUACUAUCCAGUUAUCUAAGGAACAAUAAAGGAUUAGGAAAUGU
Molecule: messenger RNA, 2518 nt
Organism: Echinops telfairi (small Madagascar hedgehog)
Lineage: Eukaryota; Metazoa; Chordata; Mammalia; Afrosoricida; Tenrecidae
Gene: OLFM1
Product: olfactomedin 1
Exons: 6
Coding region: 130-1503 (457 amino acids)
Biological process (GO): signal transduction
Source: RefSeq, a predicted model, not a curated record